Molecule: messenger RNA, 2440 nt
Organism: Zea mays
Lineage: Eukaryota; Viridiplantae; Streptophyta; Magnoliopsida; Poales; Poaceae
Product: putative WD40-like beta propeller repeat family protein
Exons: 1
Coding region: 198-2267 (689 amino acids)
Source: RefSeq, a predicted model, not a curated record
GGGCCACCACACAUAUAGCAAUCUAUUCCUCUCUCUUUUUUUCUCAUUUUUUUAUGAUGGAAACAUCCGCCUGAGCCUCCUCUUUCUGAGGAAAAAAUCACCUCCAAACUCCGACCGAGCAUCUUCCCCGGGCCGGUAGGCCUUAUCCGGUUUCUUCUUGCACCUCUCCAGUGAGCCAGUCACCGCCAGUCCACGCCAUGGCUUGUCGCGCCACUCUCCUGCCUCUCUUCCUCUUCCUCCUCGUGGCGCCCGAGCCUGCGCUCGCCACAUCCGGCACCAUCGUCUUCACCACGCUGGGCCGGAGCCGCUACGCCUUUGACGUCUUCGCGCUCACGAUCGCCCCGCUCUCCGCCGCCUCCGCGGAGCUGCGCCUCACGGACGGCGCCUCCGUCAACUACAACGGCAACUUCGCGCCCUCCUCCUCCGGACCGCCCUCCCUCCUCUUCGUCUCCGAGCGCAACGGCUCGCUCAACCUCUACCUCACCCCCGUCCCCACAUCCGCCUCCGCCCGUCGCCGCGACGCGCUGGAGGAGGAGGAGGAGGACUCGGCGCCGCCCACGCCGCUGCUCCCGUGGGACCCUAUCGCGCUCAAGGACCGGCCUUCGCUCACCCCCGACGGCGCCCACCUAGUGUACGUCUCCACGGCGGAGCCCGCGGGGGCGCCGCGCCGGAGCUGGGCGGCCGUGUACUCCACGAGCCUGGCCCCCGGCCGCGCCACGCGCCGCCUCACCCCGCGGGGAGUCGCCGACUUCAGCCCCGCCGUGUCGCCGUCCGGGGUCUGGACCGCCGCCGCGUCACCCGGCCCGCGCGGCUGGGCCGGCGAGGUGGAGGACCUCCGCACCGACAUCUACGUCUUCCGGACCUCCGACGGGUCGCGCCGGGCGCUGGCCGUCCCGGACGGCGGGUGGCCGACCUGGGCCGACGACACCACCGUCUUCUUCCACCGCCGGGACGCCGACGGCUGGUACGGCGUGUACCGCGCCAGGCUCACCUUCACGGACGACGACGUCGCGUCCGUCGUCGACCGGAUCACCCCGCCGGGUUUCCACGCGUUCACCCCCGCCGCGUCGCCCGGCGCGCCGGGGCUCGUGGCCGUGGCCACCAGGCGCCCGGGUUCCGACUACCGCCACAUCGAGGUCAUCGACUUGUCCGGCGGCGGCGGCGGCGCCAACAACAGGAGCGCCUACUACGAGGUGACCCGGCCCGUGGCCCCGCGCGCGCACCACUUCAACCCGUUCAUCUCGCCGGACGGCGAGCGCGUCGGGUACCACCGGUGCCGGGGCAGCGGGAACGGGGACUCGCCGCUGCUGCUGGAGAGCAUCAAGGGCCCCGCGCCGGACACGUUCUCGCUCUUCAGGAUCGACGGGUCGUUCCCCUCCUUCUCGCACGACGGCAAGAGGAUCGCCUUCGUCGGGCUGCCGGGGCUGUACGUGGUCAACUCCGACGGCUCCGGUGGCCGCCGCCGGGUCUUCUCGGGCAACGCGUUCCCGACGACAUGGGACUGGAAGAGGAAAGGGGUCAUCUACACCAGCGUCGGCCCAGACUUCGCGAGCGAGAGCACCGAGGUGGACGUGGUCGCCGUGUCGCUCGGCGACGGCGACGGCGACGACCCCAGCGUCUCCAUCAAGAAGCUCACCGUGGGCGGCGAGAACAACGCGUUCCCGUCCCCUUCGCCCGACGGCAAGUGGGUGGUGUUCCGGUCCGGGCGGUCCGGGCACAAGAACCUCUACAUCAUGGACGCGGAGGACGGCGAGGCCGGCGGCAUCCGGCGCCUCACCGAGGGUCCUUGGUCCGACACCAUGUGCAACUGGUCCCCCGACGGCGAGUGGAUCGCGUUCGCCUCGGACCGGCACAACCCGGGCGGCGGCAGCUUCGCCAUCUACAUGGUGCACCCGAACGGCACCGGCCUGCGGAGGGUGGUGCACAGCGCCGACGGCGGCCGCACCAACCACCCCUGGUUCAGCCCGGACUCGAAGACGCUGGUGUUCACGUCGGACUACGCCGCCGUGUCCGCGGAGCCCAUCUCCAACCCGCACCACUACCAGCCCUACGGGGAGAUCUUCACCGUAAACAUCGACGGGUCUGGCAUCCGCCGGCUCACGCACAACUCCUUCGAGGACGGGACGCCGUCGUGGACGCCGUACCACCUCAAGGCGGAGGACGUGGGCGAGACGCUGCAGGCCUCCGGGACGUGCGCGUUCGAGGACUGCCACUGGCUCAACAUCGCUGCCCGGCCUGAUGGCCUCAUGUGUGGCAAGCACGCCUAGUUAUAGUAUCUGUGGAAGAAAUGGGACUCACGUAUAUAUGUGUGUGUGUAUAUAGUGCGGUGAUGCCAUCUUGUUUGCUUGCAUAUGCAUACUACUGAACAUACGAUGAUGAAUAAGGUCAUGCCAACUUUAGGGCAAAAAAUAAACAUACUUAUGAUGACGCUUUACAUUUA